CGGCGAGGUGAUGAGGUCCGUCUUCGGGUUUGCGCGACUGGUCAUGCGAGAGGUUCAUGCGAGGGCGAAGGUGUUCGGCGAUCUGUUACAAUGGCACGAAGCCGGCGUGAAGUGCGGUGGCCUGUUGGGAAACGUAUCGGGAUGCAGUGGCUGUGGAACGGUCCUGUGAGCUUGCUGCUUUCGUCUGCGGAGAAAUUCGAACUCCUCUGCGUAGCCGACACGAUCGAUCUGGCCAAACUAGGCAGCCGAUGGCAAACAACUUGCAUAUUAUUGACGAGAUCUUGUGCGAUUUGGACACCGCUUCAUAGAGAUAUUAACGCGACAUGCUCAACUAUGAACGUAACGCUUGCACCAAUUCGCGAUGGACGAGGCCGAGUAUGCUCUCGUCACGGCCAUUUCUGCGUACUGGCGCAAUCGCCACGCUUUCGGAACUUGGAGUGAGGCUGAUGUCGCGUUCGUCCGUGCUGUCACUGCCUACAGUUCGGCGCAGAGGGGCGAACAUGCAGUCCCUGCCGCUGGGAACAAUGUAGGAUCUUCGCUACUGUCACUUCAUGGGAAUGCGGCGGCAUGGAGUAUCCUCACGCCGCCUUCGAGAGACACGCUUGGAGAGGAAGAGGAGAAGAAGGAGGAGGAGGGAGUGGAGGAGGCAGAAGAGGGAGAUGAUGACGAAGGAGAGGCAGUGGAGAAAGGUGAAGAGAGUCCAGGGUUGGUGGCAGAGUCCACGUCGCCGCAAAUUCAGAUAACUUUAGCCACAGCGACAGCGGCAUCGCCAUCUUCUCGACGUAAAAAAUGUUCAGUCGUGAAGACGGCGGGGGUGGGCGAGGACUACCGCUUACUCCCACCCGGCCCAGAGCGCCAUCGUAGCCGCAAAAGGGAGUAUUACCGUCGUCGCCAUAGUGAGGCUGAAGAGGGUGUGCGGGCGUUGCCGGUGAGUAUGACUACUGAGCAUCGGAGGGAGAAAGCGUGGAUUAGGCGAUGGAAGGCGAGACGGGAGCGGGAGCAGAAGCGUGAGCGUGAAGGGGGACGGGAUGACGGUGAUGGUACUGGGGAUACGUAGUGAUCAGUGGGUAGGGAUGCUCGUGCUUAGGAGCGACAGGAACGCGGAUUUGCUCGUUAGCUAUAGAAGUAGAGGUGCUGUCUUGAGAAUCAGGUGAAGUGGAAGGGUUUUGAUUCGCCAACCCAAUUGCGGAAGACAAGGAUUUAGAUACCUGCAGCAAGUCUUUUCACUCUAUGCCAG
Molecule: messenger RNA, 1237 nt
Organism: Baudoinia panamericana UAMH 10762
Lineage: Eukaryota; Fungi; Ascomycota; Dothideomycetes; Mycosphaerellales; Teratosphaeriaceae
Exons: 1
Coding region: 362-1057 (231 amino acids)
Source: RefSeq, a predicted model, not a curated record